Paramuricea clavata is the source of this 1326-nucleotide messenger RNA. The record is from the annotation of a GenBank genome assembly. Lineage: Eukaryota; Metazoa; Cnidaria; Anthozoa; Malacalcyonacea; Plexauridae.
AUGGGUGGUCAACUUUAUCGAAGCUCUUGCUCGAUCUCAAUAAUUUUACUUAUUACAACAUUUUGGAGUACAGUUGAGGGUUUUAACUCAACUGGUAGUAAUAGUAACUUGUUUUUGGCACUUAAAUUGGAGUCUAAAACAUUUCCUGGACGUAAUUCAGGGCUCUCACGCACUUUGUGUGAAGGGAGGCUGACGCCAUGUUGCAAGCUUCGAAGCGGUAUAUUGCUAACAAGAUCAACUCUAACCGCUAUUUAUUUAAUACUAUUAGCUGGUAAUGUCAGCUUGAAUCCUGGGCCUGUACAGUCAGUAGAUGAUCGAAAAGAUAAGAUGACAUUUUGGUCUUUCAAUGCUCGAAGUAUCGUGAAUAAAGAGAGAGAAUUAAGGACUCGAUUGUCAUCUUAUGAUUAUGGCGUGAUUGCCGUGACAGAAACCUGGCUAGAUUCUUCGAUUAACGAUGGUGAAAUCUUUCCUAGUUCCUAUCAAGUUAUUAGGAAAUACCGGUCAAGAAGCGGGGGUGGAAUAUUACUAGCAUGCAGUCAUCAUUUGAGUGUUAGAAGACGUCUUGAUUAUGAAACCGAAUGCGAAGUGCUCUGGUGCGAGGUUGUCAUACCAAAUCCGCUUACAACCAUGCUAGUGGGAGUUUUUUAUCGGCCGCCGUCGACAGACUUGAACUAUAUGCAAGAACUGGAAAAAUCUUUAUCGAUGAUUGAACGUAAUGGGAAAAACUUAACACUUGUAUUACUUGGAGAUUUUAACUUCCCAAAUAUUAAUUGGUUCGCUCCGUCGCCUUCGACUUUAUGCAGCGACGGUACUUCUGCAUAUUUUUGUGACAUGAUCGAUGACAACUUUUUACAUCAAAUGAUAAAUGUACCUACUCGAAAAGGUAACAUUCUUGACCUUGUCCUUGUAAAUAAACCAGAAUUAAUGCUUUGGUCAAACGUUUGUGAAGGCUUAGCUAACUCUGAUCAUGAUUCUAUUGAAUUUGCACUGAAAGUUAAGAUUGCUCGCCGUAAAUGUAGUCCCAGACUAGUAUACGAUUAUAAAAAUGCUGACUGGGACGGUUUAAAAGAGGAUUUUAGAAAUAUCCCAUGGAACUGUAUUGACUUGGUAUCGGAUAUUGAGGUUGUUUGGAGUUCGUGGAAGAGUUUGUUUUUCAAAGCUGUUGAACGUAAUAUCCCUUCCAAAUUCCUUUCGUCUAAGCGGAAUGUUCCUUGGUUUAACUCGGACAUUAGGAAAUUAAUUCACAAAAAACAAAGGCUAUGGAAAAUAGCGAAAUCCUCUGGGAGUCCUAAUAAAUGGUCCAAUUAUAAAAAAUUGAAUAAUGAA